Molecule: messenger RNA, 747 nt
Organism: Sphenostylis stenocarpa
Lineage: Eukaryota; Viridiplantae; Streptophyta; Magnoliopsida; Fabales; Fabaceae
Source: the annotation of a GenBank genome assembly
AUGAAAAGGGUAAUGGGAGGAGUUGGAGUACCCUCAAUCUCUAUCUGUUGUUUGUUCCAAACAGGACCCCCCAGAAGUUUGAGUCUCAAGUUCAGAUUGAAACCUUCAUUUUCACAUUCAAUCACUACCAUGGCAUUGACCAAUAACACCAAUGAAAGGAAGCUUCCUAUUCUGCUAUUUGAUAUCAUGGACACCCUUGUUCGUGACCCUUUCUACCAAGAUGUCCCUGCCUUCUUCGGAAUGCCUUUGAAGGAGCUCAUAGAUAUCAAGCAUCCCACUGCUUGGAUUGAGUUUGAAAAGGGUCUCAUAGAUGAGAUGGAGCUAGCAAGAAAAUUUUUUAAGGAUGGAAGGGAUUUUGAUUUAGAAGGCCUUAAAACUUGUAUGAGAAGUGGAUAUUCGUACAUAGAAGGCAUCGAACAGUUGCUUUUUUCCUUGAAGAAAAACAAUUAUGAGAUGCAUGCUUUUACAAACUAUCCUAUAUGGUACCAGUUGAUUGAUGACAAGUUAAAACUAUCAAAAUAUUUAUCAUGGACAUUUUGUUCGUGCACAUUUGGAAAGAGGAAGCCUGAUACUGAAUUCUAUAAGGAAGUUGUGAGGCAUCUUAAUGUUGAUCCAACAGAUUGUAUUUUCGUAGAUGACAGGCAAACAAAUGUGGAGGCUGCAACCGAAGUUGGCAUCAAAGGUGUUCAUUUCAAGAAUGUCGAUUUACUAUGUGAAAAACUCUCAAUGAUGGGAAUUGACAUUUGA